Messenger RNA from Myripristis murdjan (pinecone soldierfish), 570 nucleotides. Its product is annotated as 60S acidic ribosomal protein P2-like. Gene Ontology annotation, biological process: cytoplasmic translational elongation. The record is from RefSeq and is a predicted model, not a curated record. Gene Ontology annotation, cellular component: ribosome; cytosolic large ribosomal subunit. The transcript is spliced from 5 exons. NCBI's taxonomy places the organism in Eukaryota, Metazoa, Chordata, Actinopteri, Holocentriformes, Holocentridae. Bases 99 to 443 code for a protein of 114 amino acids. Gene Ontology annotation, molecular function: structural constituent of ribosome.
AAUCCUUUUUAGCCACCACAGAAGAAAAAAAAAACAUUACCUGUUCAUUAUUAUUUUUUAUGUGAGAGGUCGACGCAUCGUAUCCGUUUGGUUUCAAGAUGCGUUACGUGGCCGCUUAUCUUUUGGCUGCGCUGGGUGGAAAUGCCAACCCGAGUGCCCAGGACAUCAAAGAUAUCCUGGGCAGCGUGGGCAUCGAGGCCGACGACGAACGCCUCAACAAGGUUAUUAGUGAGCUGAAUGGAAAAGACAUUGAGGAGGUCUUGAAUGCAGGAAUGUCCAAGCUGGCUUCAGUACCUGCAGGUGGCGCUGUGGCAGCAGCAGCCGGUGCCUCUGCCGCUGCUGCUGCUGGAGGGGCUGCUCCUGCUGCUGAAGAGAAAAAGGAGGAAAAGAAGGAGGAAUCAGAAGAGUCGGAUGAAGACAUGGGCUUCGGUCUCUUUGAUUAGUCACUUUUCUGGCAAAAAUGAAAAUGGCAAAAAAUGUCAAAAUAUUUACUUUUGUACAUUUGUUAUUUGGAACUACAGAGAAAUAUUUUCCUUGCCGCAUUUCAGAAUAAAAGGUUGUUAUAAAUGU